Sporisorium graminicola is the source of this 1167-nucleotide messenger RNA. RefSeq lists its product as uncharacterized. Bases 1 to 1167 code for a protein of 388 amino acids. The transcript is spliced from 3 exons. The record is from RefSeq and is a predicted model, not a curated record. Gene Ontology annotation, cellular component: nucleus. Lineage: Eukaryota; Fungi; Basidiomycota; Ustilaginomycetes; Ustilaginales; Ustilaginaceae.
AUGUCGCUGCCAAGCAACCAGGAGCUGGUCAAGCAGAUCCGCUCCAUCCUCGUCAAAGCCUACGACGAUGGCACCGUUGCAGAACACUCCAAGCGCCGAAUCCGCGAGAUGCUUACCGAGCACUUUGGCGUCGAUCUCGAACCGAUCAAGAAGGAGAUUAACAAGAUGACGCAAGAACAGAACGAGGAGGAGCAAGAUGUUCGUGCACAGGCAUCGACCUCUCGCUCUGCAUCGCCGGUCAAGGCUGCAAAGCCGACCAAAGCUACCAAGGCUAGCCUAGCAAAGUCGCCUGCCAAGGACCAACCGGCAAAGAAGACGACCAAAAAGACUUCCGGCUCCGGAUCCAAACGCAAGCAGCUCGACUCUGAAGACGACGUUGUAGUCGUCGACGACGAUGACGGCACUGGCGAGGACGAUUACAAAGAGGCAGCCGCAUCCGGAGCUGCUACAUUUUCGACCACCAUCAGCUCCGACCUCGGCGACGCAGAGCAACCAUCGGACCAAUUCAGCGAACUCGAAGAAGACCUGUCCACCUCGCGUGUUCACCAAAAGAAAGCCACCAAAGCCGCCGCAACCAAAAAGUCCGCUCCCUCCUCCUCCUCUUCCGGCAGCCGCCGCAAGAGCACUUCAACCACUGCCGGUGGCAGCGAAGCAGAACAGCGCCUGACGCGGCUCAAAAAGCUAGUCAGCGAAUGUGGAGUUCGCAAGCAGUGGAAAAAGCUCUACGAAGCCGCCGGUGUCUCAGAAACCGAUUUCGGCGGACAGUGCACCGUCGUGCAAGGCGUGCUCAAGGACCUGGGUAUGACGGGCAAAGGGUCGAUCGAACAAGCUCGAAAGAUCCGGGAGGAGCGCGAAUUCGCCGAUGAACUGGCGGCGCUACAUGAGAACACGGUGCUGGACAGUGGGAACAGAACUAGGAAGACCAGAGGUUCGGCGACGGGAAAGAGCGAGAAGGUGUCCAGGAAGGUGAUCGCCCUGAGCGAUGAUGAUGAUGAUGACGACGAAGACGAUGACGAGAGCGACUUUGAGGGAGGGCCUUCGAAGAGGUCUCGGUCGAGGGUCAGCGAUUCGGACGCCGAGAGCCAAGACGACGGCCCUACACGUCGAAAAAGCUUCAAAUCCUCGCUAGCAAGCUUUGCCGCUGGCCUCAACUCUGAUUCGGACUAG